AUGUCCUUGGAACGAGAAAAUGUUUUUGAUGUCAUAUUAAAAGCAGUUGUGGAAACAUGGGGCUCACAAAGUAUAUGUGAGAAGUAUCUGAUGCAUACUCUUGAUCAGUUUGUAGAAGCUGACUAUACUCUUGUAUAUUUUCAUUAUGGAUUAAAUAGCAGAAACAAGUUACCUCUAAGUUGGCUUUGGGAAGCAUAUAGAGCUUUUGGGAGAAAGUACAAGAAAAAUUUAAAAGCAUUGUAUCUAGUCCAUCCCACAAAUUUUAUUCGGUUUGUGUGGAGGUUGUUUAAACCUGUAAUAAGUGCUAAAUUUGGCAAAAAAGUCAUGUAUGUAAAUUAUUUGCAUGAGUUAAAACAGCAUUUACAUUUUGAUCAACUUGCCAUUCCAAAGCCAGUUUUAGAGCAUGAUAAAAAACUUGUUGCUAUUGCAAAAAAUCCAAAACUGACAUCUUCCAGUUCUUUUCAUACAAACUUACCAUCUUUUGAAACUCAGCAAUUUAGAGUUCCAAUUUCAUACAUUAAGGAGCAUAACAAGGGGGAUCCUAUACCACGUGUUAUGAGAGAAUGCAUUGCCUACUUAGAUAAUGAUAAUGCUCUGGAAACUGAAGGCAUUUUCAGGCGGUCGGCCAACACCAAAAUAGUACAAGAAGUUCAGUCUUUAUUUGAUGAAGGGAAACCUGUCUGUUUUGACGAUUAUGGAGAUAUACAUGUUCCUGCUGUGAUAUUAAAAACUUUUCUCAGAGAAUUAGACGAGCCAAUUCUUACAUUUGAGCUAUACGAUGAAAUCAUGACUUUCCAAGAGUUGACGUCAAUCGAGAAGUUACCUGUUGCCAAAUCACUCAUAUUGCACAGACUUCCAGAAGAUAAUUAUGAAGUUCUGCAUUAUUUGUUUGAGUUUUUAGUAAAGGUUGUCGACAGAAGUGACCUGAACAAAAUGACAGCAUCCAACCUAGCCAUCGUUUUCGGACCAAAUCUUCUGUGGGCUCGAAAUAAGCAGGCAUCUUUGUUUUCUAUCACAAAAAUUAAUCAUUUCACUGAGUUUCUCUUGAAGUACCAUGAUUUGAUUUUUGCUAAAUAAUCCAUUGAAUGAGAAGAGCUGGUGCUAUAGCGUGUAACUUCCCAGUGAUCAGCUAGUUCGCUGAUGUGCAAAACUUAUGUAGGAAGGACUUUAUUGCCUAGUUUUCAGUAAUUAUUGUCAGUACUGAACGGGGUUGCUACCUUUCGGUUGCGAGACGCACACGUUAGCAAAUGUGGCAUGACAUUAAAGUAUAUUUAUAGAAACUGUUAUUGAAGACCUCUUAGUAUCCGUGUGCUAUCACUGUGUGAUAUUCUUGCUCAAGAAAUACUCAAUAGUUGUUCAUGUUUAGUAUUGGCAUAUCAUUAAAACAAAAAAUAUGUGUUU
Stegodyphus dumicola is the source of this 1401-nucleotide messenger RNA. RefSeq names its product Rho GTPase activating protein at 68F (gene RhoGAP68F). The record is from RefSeq and is a predicted model, not a curated record. Gene Ontology annotation, cellular component: cytoplasm. Lineage: Eukaryota; Metazoa; Arthropoda; Arachnida; Araneae; Eresidae. Gene Ontology annotation, biological process: negative regulation of endocytic recycling; small GTPase-mediated signal transduction. Gene Ontology annotation, molecular function: GTPase activator activity.